AUGAGUCGCGUAUGCGCCAGCCUCUGCCUAGCUGCCGUCGCCUCGGCGCUGACGUCGCCGAGCGCGCUGCCGCGCCGCACAACAUCGCCGAGCGCCGCCGGCGAGGCCGAGGGCCUCGACGCGGCGCUCUGGACGACGAUCCGCGCCCAGGCGUCCGCGGCGUCGGCGAGCCCCGUGCUGGCGCCGUACCUCGCGCGCUGCAUCGCGUCGCGGGACUCGCUGGCCGACGCCGUCGCGGGCGUGCUCGCGGACCGAGUCGCGGGCGGCGGCGCCGAGGGCCUGCCGCGCGACGAGCUCGCGGCGUGCCUCCGGGGCGCGCUCGCGGCGUCGGCGCCGUCGCUCGCGCGGGACGUCGCGGCCGUCGUCGACGGCGACCCCGCGGCGCCGGACGCGCUCGCGGUCGUGCUCCACUUCAAGGGCUUCCUCGCGCUCGCGGCGCACCGCGCGGCGCACGCGCUGUGGGGCAGCGGCGACCGCGACGUCGCGCUGCUCCUGCAGGGCCGCGCGUCGGCGCUCUUCGGCGUCGACAUCCACCCGGCGGCGUCCGUCGGCGCGGGCACGUUCAUAGACCACGCGACGGGCGUCGUCGUCGGCGAGCAGGCGAGCCUCGGCGAGGGCUGCUACGUCCUCCACGGCGUCACGCUCGGCGCGACGGGCAAGGUCCGCGACGGCCGGCGCCACCCGGCCGUCGGCGCGGGCGUCACGCUCGGCUCCGGCGCGUCGGUCCUCGGCCCGAUCACCGUCGGCGACGGCGCGACGGUCGGCGCGAACGCGUGCGUCACGAAGGACGUCGAGGCCGGCGCGACGGUC
Aureococcus anophagefferens is the source of this 810-nucleotide messenger RNA. RefSeq lists its product as hypothetical. NCBI's taxonomy places the organism in Eukaryota, Pelagophyceae, Pelagomonadales, Pelagomonadaceae. The transcript has a single exon. The annotation marks the transcript as partial. Gene Ontology annotation, cellular component: cytoplasm; cytosol. Gene Ontology annotation, molecular function: L-serine O-acetyltransferase activity. The record is from RefSeq and is a predicted model, not a curated record.